Dictyostelium purpureum is the source of this 653-nucleotide messenger RNA. RefSeq lists its product as uncharacterized. Bases 1 to 546 code for a protein of 181 amino acids. Lineage: Eukaryota; Evosea; Eumycetozoa; Dictyosteliales; Dictyosteliaceae. The record is from RefSeq and is a predicted model, not a curated record. The transcript has a single exon.
AUGAUAUUAGAGACAACUCAACAAACACCAUCACCAUUAAUUUACUAUUCACCGUUUAGACAAAAGCAUGUAAGAUACCUGGAUUUAUCAGGAUGUCCAAACCAACAGGAGUUGUUUUAUAAUGAAAAAGAUGACCCAGAAUAUCAAUUAAAUAGUUCAACCAAUAGAAUUAAAGAUUUUAUAAAUAAUAGUUUUAGAAUUAAUGAAAAUAGUUCACCUCUGUCACCACUAUCAUUAUCAUCGCAAUCACCAUUAUCAACAUCAUCGCAACCACAAUCCUCAAGCUUCUUGGAUGAAAAUAGUUUUAACAAAUAUAGUUAUCCAAAUGAUAUGACUGAUUAUAGUAGCGAUGAAGAAGAUGAAGAAAGUAAUGACGAUGGCAAAUGUGUUACAAAUUAUAAUAGCCAAGAAUGUUCAGUUUCACCAAAAUUGGAAAUUCAAGAUGGUUAUAAUAUGGAGGCCACCUAUAUUUUAGAAAAAUGUCAAAAAGAAUUAAAUGAUCUAAAUGAAAGAUACAAGCCAUUUAUAAGUAUUGAGCAAAUUUAAAUAGUCAAUGUUGCUUAGUAUUUCUGUAAAUAAUUUUUAAUCAAUUUUUGUAAAUUUCUUUUAAAAAUGUAAAUGGAGUAUAAAUAAACCAAAAAAAUUUCGUUUAA